CUCAUUACCAAGAAGAAUUUCUCCCACAACCAGAAGGGCCAUCGGAGCUGGAGUUACCCAUGGCGGCCUUCACGGGCCAUUCUGCAGAUCCAUGCUACACUCAAUAGCCAGAUCCAAACUAUGAAUUGAGGUUUCUCAUGGAGCAGUUUGCUCGAGACAGUGAGAGAUCAUGAUCCAGGAUGGAUCUUUGUACCCAUGCCUAUCGUGAAAUAGAGGAGAUUCUCUUGAGCAUUAAGAAGAGCCUCGAUGAUCUUGAGAAAUCUUAUGCACAGCCUAAUCAAGAUCACCCUUCAGCUACUAUACUAGAGGAGGAGGAGGAAGACGAAGGCUACAAAGACAUUGUGGAGCACACAGAAGUUGUCACGGAGAGCUCCCGUGGUUAUCAUGAUCAGGAAUGUCCUGUCGUAGCCGACCACACUUUUCCACAUCCCACACUGAGCUUUGAAGAGGCAGGCAUGAGUGAGGAGAUGCAAGAAGAUCUCAUCAAAGAAAUUGCUUGGCGACUUGCCCUCCAAUCCGUGCUGGAAGAAGAAGAAGAGCAAGAAAGGGUGCAGAAAGAAGUUGUGGAGGAUGAAAAAAGUAAAACAGAUGGAGUUCUUGAUCAUUUCCCAGGGGUGAUACCACAGGAAGAAGGAAGAGGGGGUUGAAGAAGCAAUUGGCGUCCAGGCCGAGGACGAAGUUGAGGUGGAAGAGGCUUGCACUGGCCAUGAGUUACAUGUGAUAUCUCCACCAAACUUCGAGGAACUACUUAGCAAGGACCCAUUUGCAGUGUCUCUUUGCUAGACCAAGGCCACAUCGACAUCAGUCCCUCUUGGUGGACGCGAUGGUGGUCAAUCGAUGUUGUCAUAUCUGGUUUCGGGCAAUGAGACGAGAGAAGAGAAGAAGAGGUCUUGAGGGUGGAGACUUCAUCUGCAUCAAGUGAACGAGCUUCCAUCACUUGUCAUGUCACAUGCUCGUGACUUGAGACUCCACCUCAUCGACGAGAACCUCAACUUCAAAGAGGUUUUGAGAUGGGACGAAACUUAGGAGCCAUCUUCCGGCUCACGACGUGAAAGAAGCGCUUGUUGGGAGGCAACCCAACCAGUCGGUUUGCAUUUCUUUCUCUAUUUCUCCUCGGUUGAGUCAGUUUUGUUCUUUGAUUUUAGAGUCAAUAACUCAACCUUUGUGAGAUUUUGUGUGGUGUUUGUGUUCCAACUAGUCUCUCCUCCUAGAAUACACCGCCUGCCCCGUCCACCAUCAUUCACCCUUGAUCUGGUAACUUCGUUCUACCCUCCUUAUCUUUCCUCCAUUGAGGAAAAUGUCGUGCUUAAGUGUGAGGGGAUGUUCGAUUAUGUAUGCGGGUGAAUGUUUGGUUGUUUGUGUGCUUGGAGCCUAGUCCACUGUCCAAAUUUUUAAAUUUGAGGGCUCCAAGUACGUGCCUCCUUGCAAAUUGCAUGCUCAGUAUUCUUUGAAUUGACAGUCUCUAUAGUAAUGUGCAACCUAGGGAGGUAGUGUAGCACUAUGGAGGAUGUUGAAGUAUAAGAUUUUUCCUAUCUAGCUCUCUGUUGUGCCAGUUGAUUUUGUGGAUUAGUGGAGCUAAGACCGUUGAAUUCAUGUGGUAAUGGUGACUCUGUUUGGAUUGUGUUAUGGACUCGUGUAUCGAACAGGGUGCUCAUGUGGGAAAUGAAAAGCAGUUGGUCCUCCAUGUCGAAAUCAUUGAAAUCUUAAACAUGGGGUAAGCCCAACGUGUGUGGCACCGUUCAUUGCACAAAAUCGGGUUUUGGAAGAUAUUUUAGUGAUCCUUAGUGGGGUACUCCUACAAGGUGAAGCUAAGCUAUCUCUAGUACAAGUAAAAUUUUCACCCGUUGUGAAUGAAAGUGAAAUAGGUUA
This is a messenger RNA of Linum trigynum, 1869 nucleotides long. The record is from the annotation of a GenBank genome assembly. NCBI's taxonomy places the organism in Eukaryota, Viridiplantae, Streptophyta, Magnoliopsida, Malpighiales, Linaceae.